Messenger RNA from Uloborus diversus, 2329 nucleotides. RefSeq lists its product as uncharacterized. The record is from RefSeq and is a predicted model, not a curated record. Gene Ontology annotation, molecular function: DNA binding; nucleotide binding; DNA-directed DNA polymerase activity. The transcript has a single exon. Gene Ontology annotation, biological process: DNA replication. The annotation marks the transcript as partial. Lineage: Eukaryota; Metazoa; Arthropoda; Arachnida; Araneae; Uloboridae.
AUGAAUAUUCAUUGGGAAAGGCAUCCUGAACGUGUGUCUCACUACACACAGCAUGAAAGUGACAUCAAGAUGGAAGGGGUGGAAUUUCCCGUCCCCCUCACGAAAAUUCCAUCUAUUGAGAAGAUGAACAAUCUUAGGAUCAAUGUUUUCGGAUGUGACAACAAUGAAGUUUUCCCGUUAUGCAUCUCCAAACGGGAGGAUGAAGACUGUAUCAACUUGCUGCUCAUCACCAACGAGGAGACGCAACAUUAUUGUCUCAUCCGAGACAUGUCACGCCUUGUGGCCAACUUAUCCAAACAUCAUCCAAAAUGUUUCAUUUGUUAUCGCUGCCUGCAUCGAUUCUCCAGUGAACGUCUAUUGAAGGAACAUCACGAGUUCUGCAAAGACCUGAGUCCACAGAGGGUAAAAUUACCGGAAGAGGGGAAGAAUAUUUUAAAGUUCGAAAAUAUUCAUUUUCAACACUCGCUCCCCUAUGCCAUCUACGCGGACUUUGAGUCGCUUAUCGUCCCGCUGCAUUCAGCAACACCCGAAGAUGCUACAUCAUACACGGAAAAGGUUGCUCGUCAUGAUGCUUGUGGCUACGCCUAUCUUGUAGUCGGCCCCGAUGGAAAAACCACAAAACCUAUCACCGUAUAUCGGGGUCCCGACGCAUCAACUCAUUUCGUGGAAAAUUUGUUGAAUGAGCCGGCCGAAAUUGCAGAACAAUUGAUGGAUGUGAAGCCCCUAUGCCUUUCCCAUCAAGAAGAGCAAAACUUCAAAGUGGCAUCAUCAUGUCAUAUUUGCCAGGGAAGAUUGGGAACUGACAGAGUUCGGGACCAUGACCAUCUCUCUGGGAAGUAUCGUGGUGCUGCGCACAGUCAGUGCAACUUGAAGUUUCGUUUGCGGAAAAUGAUCCCUGUCAUAUUUCACAACUUGAAAAAUUAUGAUGCACAUCAUAUCGUAAAAACCCUGGGCACCUUCAAGGAUUAUGAAUACGAGGUGAUUCCGACGAACAUGGAGAAGUACAUCUCAUUCUCAAUAGCACCUAGAGAGGAGAAACGAGGGGAAAAGGUGAAGUUGGUCUUCCUAGACAGCUUUCAGUUUCUGCCGACGUCGCUGGAGAAAUUAGUGAGCAAUAUGCUACCUGCUAAUUUCAAGCUUUUGGCCGAUCACAUGCCUGCAGAUAAAAUCCACCUCUUAUUACGUAAGGGGGUCUAUCCAUAUGAGUAUAUGAAUUCCUUCGAAAAGUUUGACGAAGAUGCACUCCCUCCAAGGUCAUCGUUUUUUAGCUCUCUCUCAAACAGCGGCAUCAGUGAUGAGGACUAUCGUCAUGCACAAACUGUUUGGGAGAAGUUUCAUCUCAAGACUCUUGGAGAGUAUCAUGACCUCUACGUAGCUUCUGACGUUCUCCAACUCGGUGAUAUACUACAAGGGUUCAGAAAUUUGUGUCAAACUUAUUAUUCGAUUGACCCCCUAAACAUGUACACCUCACCAGGAUUAGCUUGGCAAGCAUGUCUGAAGAUGACGAAUCAGCCCCUCGAAUUGUUCACGGACAUUGAUAUGCACCUAUUCAUUGAACGUGGCAUUCGAGGUGGUAUUUCUGUUAUUACAAAAAGGUAUGCAAAAGCCAACAAUAAAUACAUGAAAAAUUUUGAUCCAUCCAGCCCAUCUAAAUACAUUAUGUACCUUGAUGCCAAUAAUCUAUACGGCUGGGCGAUGAGUCAGCCGCUACCCUACGGUGAAUUAAAAUGGAUGUAUGCUAGCCUGGUGACGGAAGACUGGAUCAAGGCCAUUUCUCCGGACAGUGACAUGGGAUACGUAUUAGAGGUGGAUCUGCACUAUGAUGAAAAAUUGCAUACAAUUCACAAUUCCUACCCUCUUUGCCCCGAAUCUUUAAAAAUAAGUGAAGAUAUGCUGUCGCCUACGGCAAAGAAAAUUAUGGAGACGACACAUAUGGUGAAAUUUCAUGAAUCCCAAAAAUUGGUGCCAAAUCUAAGAAACAAGGAGCGGUAUGUCAUCUACAAUAGAAAUUUGCAGCUAUAUCUGUCACUCGGUCUCCAACUGAAGAAAGUGCACAAAGUGCUAUCCUUCAAACAGAAGGCCUGGCUAAAGCCAUACAUCGAAUUUAACACGGAGAAGAGGAAGAAUGCUGCCAACUCCUUUGAGAAGGACUUUUUCAAACUCCUAAAUAAUUCGGUGUAUGGUAAAACGAUGGAGAAUCUCAGGAACCGAGUGGACAUACAACUGGUGCAUGAUGAGCGACGUGCAAAGAAGAUGGUUGCUGCUCCGAGCUUCAAAUCAUUUAAAAUCUUCACUGAAGAAUUAGUAGGGGUGGAGAGGGUGAAGACAA